AUGCGGACGGCCCAGGCUUGGGGCACCCCCAACACCUCCUCAGCCCAACACCUCCUCAGCCCAACACCUCCUCAGCCCAACACCUCCUCACCCCAACACCUCCUCAGCCCAACACCUCCUCAGCCCAACACCUCCUCAGCCCAACACCUCCUCAGCCCAACACCUCCUCACCCAACACCUCCUCAGCCCAACACCUCCUCAGCCCAACACCUCCUCAGCCCAACACCUCCUCAGCCCAACACCUCUCAGCCACAGCCCAACACCUCCUACCCCAACACCUCCUCAGCCCAACACCUCCUCACCCCAACACCUCCUCAGCCCAACACCUCCUCAGCCCAACACCUCCUCAGCCCAACACCUCCUCAGCCCAACACCUCCUCAGCCCAACACCUCCUCACCCCAACACCUCCUCAGCCCAACACCUCCUCAGCCCAACACCUCCUCAGCCCAACACCUCCUCAGCCCAACACCUCCUCACCCCAACACCUCCUCAGCCCAACACCUCCUCACCCCAACACCUCCUCAGCCCAACACCUCCUCAGCCCAACACCUCCUCACCCCAACACCUCCUCAGCCCAACACCUCCUCAGCCCAACACCUCCUCACCCCAACACCUCCUCAGCCCAACACCUCCUCAGCCCAACACCUCCUCAGCCCAACACCUCCUCAGCCCAACACCUCCUCAGCCCAACACCUCCUCACCCCAACACCUCCUCAGCCCAACACCUCCUCAGCCCAACACCUCCUCAGCCCAACACCUCCUCAGCCCAACGCCUCCUCACCCCAACACCUCCUCAGCCCAACACCUCCUCAGCCCAACACCUCCUCAGCCCAACACCUCCUCAGCCCAACACCUCCUCAGCCCAACACCUCCUCAGCCCAACGCCUCCUCAGCCCAACACCUCCUCAGCCCAACACCUCCUCAGCCCAACACCUCCUCAACCCAAAACCUCCUCAACCCAACACCUCCUCACCCCAACACCUCCUCAGCCCAACACCUCCUCAGGUCAACACCUCCUCACCCCAACACCUCCUCAGCCCAACACCUCCUCAGCCCAACACCUCCUCACCCCAACACCUCCUCAGGUCAACACCUCCUCAGCCCAACACCUCCUCACCCCAACACCUCCUCAGCCCAACACCUCCUCAGGUCAACACCUCCUCAGCCCAACACCUCCUCACCCCAACACCUCCUCAGCCCAACACCUCCUCAGCCCAACACCUCCUCAACCCAACACCUCCUCACCCCAACACCUCCUCAGCCCAACACCUCCUCACCCCAACACCUCCUCAGCCCAACACCUCCUCACCCCAACACCUCCUCACCCCAACACCUCCUCACCCCAACACCUCCUCACCCCAACACCUCCUCAGCCCAACACCUCCUCACCCCAACACCUCCUCAGCCCAACACCUCCUCAGCCCAACACCUCCUCAGCCCAACACCUCCUCAGCCCAACACCUCCUCAGCCCAACACCUCCUCAGCCCAACACCUCCUCACCCCAACACCUCCUCAGCCCAACGCCUCCUCAGCCCAACACCUCCUCAGCCCAACACCUCCUCAGCCCAACACCUCCUCAACCCAACACCUCCUCAACCCAACACCUCCUCACCCCAACACCUCCUCAGCCCAACACCUCCUCAGUCAACACCUCCUCACCCCAACACCUCCUCAGCCCAACACCUCCUCAGCCCAACACCUCCUCACCCCAACACCUCCUCAGGUCAACACCUCCUCAGCCCAACACCUCCUCACCCCAACACCUCCUCAGCCCAACACCUCCUCAGGCCAACACCUCCUCAGCCCAACACCUCCUCACCCAACACCUCCUCAGCCCAACACCUCCUCAGCCCAACACCUCCUCAGCCCAAACACCUCCUCAGCCCAACACCUCCUCAGCCCAACACCUCCUCACCCAACACCUCCUCAGCCCAACACCUCCUCACCCCAACACCUCCUCAGCCCAACACCUCCUCACCCCAAACACCCUCCUCAGCCCAACACCUCCUCAGCCCAACACCUCCUCACCAACACCUCCUCAGCCCAACACCUCCUCAGCCCAACACCUCCUCAGCCCAACCCCCUCUCAGCCCCAACACCUCCUCAGCCCAACACCUCCUCGCCCAACACCUCCUCAGCCCAACACCUCCUCAGCCCCCCCAACACCUCCUCAGCCCAACACCUCCUCAGCCCAACACCUCCUCAGCCCAACACCUCCUCACCCAACACCUCCUCAGCCCAACACCUCCUCACCCCAACACCUCCUCAGCCCAACACCUCCUCAGCCCAACACCUCCUCAGCCCAACACCUCCUCAGACCCUAACACCUCCUCAGCCCAACACCUCCUCAGCCCAACACCUCCUCAGCCCAACACCUCCUCAGCCCAACACCUCCUCAGCCCAACACCUCCUCAGCCCAACACCUCCUCAGCCCAACACCUCCUCAGCCCAACACCUCCUCAGCCCAACACCUCCUCAGCCCACAACACCUCCUCAGCCCAACACCUCCUCAGCCCACACCUCCUCAGCCACAACACCUCCUCAACACCUCCUCACCCAACACCUCCUCAGCCCAACACCUCCUCAGCCCAACACCUCCUCAGCCCAACACCUCCUCACCCCAACACCUCCUCACCCCAACACCUCCUCACCCCAACACCUCCUCACCCCAACACCUCCUCACCCAACACCUCCUCAGCCAACACCUCCUCACCCCAACACCUCCUCAGCCCAACACCUCCUCAGCCCCAACACCUCCUCAGCCCACCUCCUCAGCCCAACACCUCCUCACCCAACACCUCCUCAGCCCAACACCUCCUCAGCCCAACACCUCCUCACCCAACACCUCCUCACCCCAACACCUCCUCAGCCCAACACCUCCUCACCCCACAACACCUCCUCAGCCCAACACCUCCUCACCCACAACACCUCCUCAGCCCAACACCUCCUCAGCCCAACACCUCCUCAGCCCAACACCUCCUCAGCCCAACACCUCCUCAGCCAACACCUCCUCAGCCCAACACCUCCUCAGCCCAACACCUCCUCAGCCCAACACCUCCUCAGCCAACACCCUCACCACACCUCCUCAGCCCAACACCUCCUCAGCACCCAACACCUCCUCACCCAACACCUCCUCACCCAACACCUCCUCAGCCCAACACCUCCUCACCAACACCUCCUCAGCCCAACACCUCCUCAGCCCAACACCCUCCUCAGCCCAACACCUCCCACCAACAACACCUCCUCAGCCCAACACCUCUCACCCAACACCUCCUCACCCCAACACCUCCUCAGCCCAACACCUCCUCAGCCCAACACCUCCUCAGCCCAACACCUCCUCACCCAACACCUCCUCAGCCCAACACCUCCUCACCCAACACCUCCUCACCCAACACCUCCUCAGCCCACACCUCCUCAGCCCAACACCUCCUCAGCCCAACACCUCCUCAGCCCAACACCUCCUCAGCCCAACACCUCCUCACCCAACACCUCCUCACCCAACACCUCCUCACCCAACACCUCCUCAGCCCAACACCUCCUCAGCCCAACACCUCCUCAGCCCAACACCUCCUCAGCCCAACACCUCCUCAGCCCAACACCUCCUCAGCCCAACACCUCCUCAGCCCAACACCUCCUCAGCCCACACACUGAUUAA
Knipowitschia caucasica is the source of this 3657-nucleotide messenger RNA. The record is from the annotation of a GenBank genome assembly. Lineage: Eukaryota; Metazoa; Chordata; Actinopteri; Gobiiformes; Gobiidae.